CGGACGCUUGAUUUCCCGGGGAACUGUAAAAGAACGUCAGCUUCAUUGGGAACCCGGUUGUGCGUCUCUGGGGAAUGGUGGCUGGCGACGUUUCCCCUACCCCAGGCCUCAGAACUGGAGAUCUGGGGGUGGGAUUUUUCACAGAAGUAGAGGGGUGCUCUCCCCCCUCCCCUUCCUCAGUUUCCACGACGCUGGUGGAAAGUUGGGUCAGCGGGAAAGUGCGGAGCAAAGAGAAGGAAACGGCGGAGGCGGGCACCGCACUUAAAAUCUUCUAUUGGCUUUGGAGUUCUCAGGCGGCAUCUGUGUGCCAGUUUUUCCGCGCGCGGGAGGGCGAGAUGGGCGCCCACAUCCACUCCUCCCCCGCUCUGAGUGCAUUUAGAUGACUUAAGGACCCCUGAUGACUUCCUUCUCUCCUCCCCAACCAGUGAGCCGAAAUGAGCGCAGCCACUGCCCAACACAGACGGUGAAGAAACUCCUGGAAGAACAGAGGCGUCGCCAGCAGCAGCCUGACGCUGGUGCAGUACCGAUUCAGUUCUCCCCUCCCCUGACCCAGCCCCUGACCUCAUCUGUGAAUGAGGCCGAAGCUGGCCAUACUCACUUCCCAACAAUCCAGGAGACUGUGGGUUCUGGAAUUGGCACCCUGGCACCCCCGACAAGCUUUCCAGACUGGGACCCCAACACACAUGCUGCCUAUACAGACAGCCCCUGCUCUUACCCUGCUUCUGCUGCUGAAGGGUUCCUGAAUCCUGAGUUCUACCAGCCCUCGGACUCAGGGCGAUCGUGUGCAUUUUCCCUAGGGAUGGAGGACCCCCUGGACACUCGGCUCUAUGCAGAACCUUCCCUGUCACAGGCAGAAUCCUGGAGAGUUUCUGGGCCCCCCUCAGUACCCCCACCAUUGCUCCCAUCCACUGGACCAUCCUUGGAGACAGCCCGAGCUCAUAUGCUGGCUUUGGGGCCACAACAGCUGCUGGCCCAGGAUGAGGAGGGAGACACGCUCCUGCACCUGUUUGCGGCAUGGGGACUACGCUGGGCAGCGUAUGCUGCAGCAGAGGUGCUCCAGAUGUACGGACAUCUGGACAUCCGUGAACAUAAGGGCAAGACCCCUCUUUUGGUGGCUGCUGCCGCCAACCAGCCGCUGAUUGUGGAGGAUCUGUUGAACUUGGGAGCAGAGCCUAACGCCACGGAUCAUCAGGGACGUUCUGUCUUGCACGUGGCUGCUACCUACGGGCUCCCAGGAGUCCUUUCGGCUGUGUUUAAAUCUGGUGUUCAGGUGGACCUGGAAGCCAGAGACUUCGAAGGACUCACACCCCUCCACACAGCCAUCCUGGCCCUCAAUGUUGCUAUGCGCCCACCCAGCCUCUGUCCUCGGACACUGAGUACCCAAGCCAGAGACAGGCUGAAUUGUGUCCAGAUGUUGCUGCACAUGGGUGCAGAUCAUACCAGCCAGGAGAUCAAGAGUAACAAGACAGUUCUGCACUUGGCCGUGCAGGCUGCCAAUCCUACCCUGGUUCAGUUGCUGCUGGAGCUGCCCCGGGGAGACCUGCGGGCCUUUGUCAACAUGAAGGCCCACGGGAACACAGCCCUCCACAUGGCAGCUGCCCUGCCCCCUGGGCCACCCCAAGAGGCUAUUGUGCGGCACCUGUUGGCAGCCGGUGCAGACCCAACGCUGAGGAACCUGGAGAAUGAGCAGCCUGUCCACCUGCUGCGACCAGGGCCGGGCCCUGAGAGGCUCCGGCAAUUGUUGAAGAGGAGCCGUGUGGCACCCCCAGGCUUGUCCUCUUAGGACUCAAACCCAGAACCUGGACUGAUUUUCCAGUCCCCACCGUCCUGUGGGACAGCCAGCGUAUGCUAAUGUUGCAAAUCCAUGAUAAUGUAUGUGGAAUGUCCUGCCAUUAGGGUCUUACAUUAAAACCCCAAAAUGGCUGCCGGGAGGGUGAACAGUCCCCAAUAUUUGGGGUGGUGUGAUACCCCUUCCCUACCCUCAAGGAGCCACCUGGAUGAUUUCCAUGAAAUCGAGGCUUCUUGAUUGUUUCUGUGAAACAACCUGGGCCCUCUGACCCUCUACCCACUAGGGUAUUUCAGGAUCCUCUCCCUUAACUCAGUCCUGCAUGUCUAGAAACCCAGAUGUAACCCUUUCAUAGGACUUGGAGCAUCUCAGCAGGGUUCCCUAACCUUCCCCAGAACCCACAUCCCUCCAGUCCUAACCCCUGAGACAUAAGAAGGACCCUGUGGGACUAGUGUCCCUGGGGUCUGUUGCUUUCAGAUUCAGUAUUCAGUGGAGUCCCUGCCCCAGAUCUCAGCAUCCCUGUGAAUCCCUCUCCCCUAAUAUGAGCCUCCUUUAAGCUCCCUAUUAAACUUUACUUAGAACAUAA
Marmota flaviventris (yellow-bellied marmot) is the source of this 2372-nucleotide messenger RNA. RefSeq names its product NFKB inhibitor delta (gene Nfkbid). Gene Ontology annotation, biological process: regulation of gene expression. Gene Ontology annotation, cellular component: nucleus. The record is from RefSeq and is a predicted model, not a curated record. NCBI's taxonomy places the organism in Eukaryota, Metazoa, Chordata, Mammalia, Rodentia, Sciuridae. Gene Ontology annotation, molecular function: protein binding.